AUGUUCACCUGGACCAUGGCCUACAGGGACGAUGCGGACAUUGUCGUGCCUUACAAGAUAUGGCGCUGUGGCUCAGCUACGGACAAGCCGCUGGCCAAGACCAUCGAGCCACUGACAUCUGGGGAGAGAAAAGACGCCGCUUGGGUCCUCGGCAGCUGUGAACAGUACCGCUUCGAGAACCAAAUACUGGCCCUCGGUACAGUCGACGACCCAGUUGGCUUCAGAUCGGUCGAUGCCGACACAAGCACGGGGGACACUGUUAGCAUACGCCUGUUUCCUGAUUGCGGAGCGAACGAAUGCUCGUCGCGAGGCGAGUGCAUACAGCAUAUCGCUCAUAACUACCAUUUCAUAAUCGUCUCUUUGAAACCCGAGUGUUUCCAAAGUGCCUACGAACUCAUCUACGACGCGUUCGAAUACAGCGUAGUUCCCGUCGUGUUGGCGCCAGCGAAUUUCAAACUGAACGUUCCCGACCACUCGGUGGUCAGCUCGGCUGACUUUCCAGAGCCAGGCGAACUUGCUGCACAUUUGCGGGAUCUCCGGAGCGACCGCGCUAUGUACGAAAGCUAUUUUGCCUGGAAGCAAAACUGCACCUUGACGCCGCCCGAAAACGAAAUGUGCCCGUUGUGUCGGGUGUUGUGGGAAACGCCCGCUGAUCACCUCAAUGUUCAUCCCGGCGUCAUCGAGUGGUGGGAGCGACGCCUCGUUUGCCAGCGUGAGUCUUUGCAUGGACUUGACUCCGCGUUUGUAUUGGAGCGUUGA
Molecule: messenger RNA, 759 nt
Organism: Dermacentor albipictus
Lineage: Eukaryota; Metazoa; Arthropoda; Arachnida; Ixodida; Ixodidae
Product: alpha-(1,3)-fucosyltransferase C-like
Cellular component (GO): membrane
Molecular function (GO): fucosyltransferase activity
Source: RefSeq, a predicted model, not a curated record